CCGACCUUCAGCCAUCUAGGUCAAUCGGAUGAUACAUAGAACGAUUGGUUGCAUUUAUAAUGACUUUGUGUAGAACGUAGUUCAACAUCGAACGUCUAUUUCUGCAUAUCGUUUCUUCUCAUAUUAAAGUUGUACUUCACUGCAGUUGGUGUCCAGACAGCUAUGAUACAGGACUCUGAACCUCCUAGCUUGCUUUCCAGCACAGCUGAUUCGGUAAAAUCCAGUGAAAUGCAAAAGAAAAUACGCCGCAAACAUUUUAAAAACGAUUCUGCUGUCAAGGCUUACAAAUGUGAUUUAAUCAGUCAAAAUAUCAAUACUCCUGUGAAGUUAUAUGUUUGUCACUCUGCUCUAAAUUUGGUUCAUCGUCCGAAGCGAAAGAUAAUGACUACUCUGCCUUACAGUCAAGUUGUCGAACUUAAAAUACAUGAUGAAAAGUUCGUGAAAAUAUAUACAGUCAGUAAUGAAAUGUACACUCUUACCAACUUUGACCGACCGGAUUCUGCGAUUGCUUUUCUCCGAAAUUAUUGGGAAGUUAUUUUGAAAGAAAAAACUUUUUCUACAUCUACAUAUGGAAAUUCAAUGCACAAUGGAUUGCCCAAUAUUAAUAAUAGUAAUAAUAAUCCUCUUUCUGCACAUCGGAAUGCAGUUGUCGCUGAUUUGUAUAAUCGUCUACUAAUUUCAAAAGGUUCAACUACUGUCAGUUUAACAAGUACUAGUGGAGGGGCCACGGGCAGUAUAAGUAAUAGUGAGACAGACAGUGUCACCGGUUCACAAAGACAAGAAAUUGAUAUCCCUAAGUGUACUUUGGCAUUGCGUAAACCUGCUUCUGAAUCAAGUAAUUUAAGUAAAUUAGACAACAGUGUUGAUAUGGAUCCAAGAGUUCAAUCGACUAAUCUUGUAGAGUUGACCAAUACCGCCGCAGCCACCACCACCACCACAACAACAACAGCAACGACACCAACGGCAACAAGUACACCUAUCACAGCGAUGGCUAUAGCAAGUCCAACACCACCACCACCACCAACAUCAGAAAUGUCUUCAUCAUCAUCGUCAUUCCUUGGUAGUAUAACUAAUUCCUUCUCCUUUCCAACUGUCUCCUCCUCAUUGAACAUGGGAAAAGAUUCAAUUUAUCAUCGACAGAAAAUGUUUAACAACUCUGAAGGAAUUAACAAUAAUACGAAUAAUAAUAUUAAUAAUAGUAAUAAUAAUAAAUCACAUCAUAAUGUUUCAACUGAUUGGAAUUGGUGGCCAUUGAAUUUACUCACGUGUAUGUUCAGUUCAACUCCUCCACAAAGAUUUACAAUGUUAAUUGCAUAUGCAAUAUUGGGAUUCUUAUUCCUAUCGACUGUACAUCUGUAUCACCGAUUAGCCUUGAUCGAUUUACAGACAGGUCCAGCUGUCCGUCGUUCUGGAAUUAUUCCAUCUCAUUCGUCGUUGUCGUCACCAUCCGCCUCCUCUUCAUACUCUUCUUCUUCUUCUUCAGAAUUGCAUAAUUUAGAAUUACAACUGACUCAUUUAACUCAGCUUGCAUCAAAAAUGGUCGAUGGUCUUAGUCAUUUAACCUCCGAGUUGAAUAGUCUAAUGACGGUGUAUUCUAAUCCAGAGAAAUUCUCACCUGAUCAGUCAACGUUAAACACUUGAGUAAUAGUGUGUGUGUGUGUGAGUGUGUGAGUGUGAGUGUGCGCGCUGAAAUUAGUUCGCUGUACACCAACUGACUUAUUUACCCACUCACCCACCCGCCUACGCACACAGAUAUACACACAUCACACUGGAUAAACAUAAUAUGAUGUUGCAUUUUAUUCUUGCAUUCUUGUUCUUAUCUUCGUAAGAUAUAGACAGACACACUACAACAGGCAUGCCAAAUGCCUCGAUGAAUAUGAGAGCAGGCACACACACGAAUAGUCGUCGCAUACUGCAUAUUGUUGUACAUAUCUUUGUUAAACUGUUUUGUCUCUCUUCGAAUUACUCUCUCUCUGUUUCUGGAUCUAUGUAUUUAUACCAUCCACAAAUUCUGUGAAGUUAAUCUCAUUUCGCUUAUUUGACCAAAUUGGACUCCAUGUAUACAACACACAAAUACACACACAUACAUAAUAAACACACAGUUACCCCCCCCCCCCCCCCCCGCAUUGCCAAAUACGCGUACACUACUCUACCUCCUCUUUACUUCUUCGUUGAUUAUAAAUCGGUAUUUGUUUUUUGGUUUGUUUUUUUAAAGAAACUAUGAGAUAAACAGUUCUUUUUUUCUUUAUUUAAUUUCUCGGUUAUUUUUUCUCUCUCUUUUCAUUGAUUUACAGUUAUCAUUUUUACUUUACUCAUAGUAUUAUUGCUGUUGUUAUCAUUACUAAUACAUAUAAAUAUAUUUAUAUUAUAGAAGUCCUUAUGUGAUCGAUAAAAAUUGAUUUCAAGCAAGAGAGAACAGAUUUCCUAUGCUAUACACCACCAUUUUCUUGUUUAUUUCUCUUCUCAGGGUAUGAUGCAUGCUACCUACUUGCAUCUACACGCUUCUUCUUUUUCGCUUUCUUGAAGUGUUGUCUAUUCUAUCGUCCGUUUAAUAUCAUUUGUUCUUUUUUUGUUGUUGUUGUUGUUGAU
Molecule: messenger RNA, 2589 nt
Organism: Trichobilharzia szidati
Lineage: Eukaryota; Metazoa; Platyhelminthes; Trematoda; Strigeidida; Schistosomatidae
Source: the annotation of a GenBank genome assembly